AUGCAGGUUCUGUUGUGCUCCAUCGGCGCCAUUGUCCUCAUCGCGAACGCUCGCGGCGCCCUGUUCCCAAAGGAGUCGUAUCUUGGUUCCUUUUGGAGCACUACCACGAGCAAACCUGGAGGUGUGAAGCAUGAGCUGCACACGCUCCCUGUGGAUGCAAAGGCUGUGGCUGACGGUGACACGAUCACCGUGUAUGUUGACAUGGCUAACCCUCAUGAAUCUGGAAACGUGCCCCGUGAAGUUCAGGAAGCUGCAGCGGAGCGGAUCAAGUUGCGGGCGGCCAAGAACUACCAGAAGGCUGACGCGCUUCAGAAGAUCAUAGUGGAUGCUGGAUAUAGGCAAGUUCCUAACCUCAGUGGUGAUCAGGUUCUUGCAAAGAAGUACCGGGUCAGGCUAAGAGGGAUCGAUGCACCAGAGAACUCGAUGCCUUAUGGUAAAGAGGCAAAAGAGGAGUUAGUGAAGCUGGUGCAGGGAAGAACCUUAAAGAUUUCUGUAUAUGAUACUGACUGGUACGGUCGACUGGUUGGAGAUGUUGUGUGCAAUGGGGUCUUUGUGCAGACAUCUAGUCUUGCAAUUGCGUCUUUACAGUGCAAGAAAUGGAAUGUAUCAAGACUGAGAAAUGGUGUAUGA
Lolium rigidum is the source of this 630-nucleotide messenger RNA. Its product is annotated as probable staphylococcal-like nuclease CAN1. The record is from RefSeq and is a predicted model, not a curated record. Bases 1 to 630 code for a protein of 209 amino acids. Lineage: Eukaryota; Viridiplantae; Streptophyta; Magnoliopsida; Poales; Poaceae. Gene Ontology annotation, cellular component: cytoplasm. The transcript is spliced from 6 exons.